GAAAACGUAUUUUAAGCCACGUAUUUUUUUCUUGAAGCUUCAACAAUUAGUAAAAAUAAUAUUGCUCAACAAUUUCUACGACUAUCUGAUUCCUCCCACUCGUGUCUUAUAGAGUGACCAAAUCAGGCGUGCCAAACAUAAAUCAGCUGAUUCUGAUGCGGUAACUACCAACAAAUAACAAUCUUAAAAAAGGAACGACGGAGUAAUGCGAGUAGGUAGCCUGCUCAGGUUCCGCUGGACGGCUUUCGCCAACAGCAAGGCCAGGCAACAGUAUGUGCCACAACAUAAGCCCGUCCUAGAGGACGAUAUCAAGCGGCUGGAGGACUUCCUCCUAUCCAAGCCGAAUGUUUUGGUUUUAACGGGAGCGGGAAUCUCAACAGAGUCCGGAAUUCCCGAUUACCGAUCCGAAGGCGUUGGCCUAUACGCCAGGACGAACCACAAGCCCAUCCAGCAUAUGGAGUUCGUUAAGUCGUCGGCGGUGCGCAAGCGCUAUUGGGCGAGGAACUUUGUGGGCUGGCCCAGCUUCUCAGCCACCCAGCCGAACGCGACGCACCACGCUUUGGCCAGAUUCGAGCGCGAACAGCGGGUGCAGGCCGUGGUGACCCAGAACGUGGACAGGCUGCACACGAAAGCCGGCAGCAAGCUGGUGGUGGAGGUCCAUGGAAGCGGCUAUGUCGUCAAGUGCUUGUCCUGCGAGUACCGCAUCGAUCGCCACGAGUUCCAAAGCAUCCUGUCUUCCCUAAAUCCAGCCUUUCAGGAUGCCCCCGACAUGAUUCGUCCCGAUGGAGAUGUCGAAAUACCGGCUGAGUACAUUGAUAACUUCCGGAUCCCCGAAUGCCCGGACUGCGGCGGUGACCUCAAGCCGGAGAUUGUAUUUUUCGGGGACAGCGUGCCACGAGCUCGGCUGGACGAGAUUGCAGCGUUGGUGUAUAACAGCGAUGGCUUGCUCGUCUUGGGAUCCAGUCUGCUUGUUUUCUCCGGCUACCGGGUUGUGCUGCAGACCAAGGACCUGAAGCUGCCGGUGGCUAUAGUUAAUAUUGGCGACACCCGGGCCGAUCAUUUGGCGGACAUCAAGAUAUCCGCCAAGUGCGGCGACGUGCUCCCCAAGCUCUUUGACUACCGUUCUGCUAAAAGUGUUAGCUAAUUAUGGUUGUUAUUUUCUAGUAAAAUAUUAUUUAAAAUUCUGUAGAA
Messenger RNA from Drosophila ananassae, 1191 nucleotides. RefSeq names its product NAD-dependent protein deacylase Sirt4 (gene Sirt4). The coding region runs from base 206 to 1144 and encodes 312 amino acids. The record is from RefSeq and is a predicted model, not a curated record. The transcript has 2 exons. Gene Ontology annotation, molecular function: NAD+ binding; NAD-dependent protein lysine deacetylase activity. NCBI's taxonomy places the organism in Eukaryota, Metazoa, Arthropoda, Insecta, Diptera, Drosophilidae.